CCGCCCACAUCUCUGGGACCUACAGUAGACAAAUCAAGUGAAUACGAGCGAACACGUAACAUGAUCAGUUUUGUCUGAUACAACCAAGGCAUCUGCUUGUGAGUGAGGUGGAGGCCGGCGUGAGACGUCCAGGCAGAGGCAGAGAACGAAGCAAAAAUGUUCCGUUGCCGAGUGAUUCUUUUGGAUGACACCCACAUUGAGCGGGACCUGGAGAAAAAUGCAGUGGGCCAGGUGCUGUUUGAUUAUGUUUGUGAUCAUCUCAACCUGCUGGAGAGGGGUUACUUUGGCCUGGCAGCAUGGGACUCCUCCAACAACAGGGUGUGGCUUGACUUUUCUAGAGAAGUUCACAAGCAGAUCAUAAAUCAUGAUGCUACGUUCACUUUCAACAUCAAGUUCUACCCACCUGAUCCCUCUUUACUGGCUGAGGACCUCACCAGAUAUUUACUCUGUCUGCAGGUGAGGACGGACAUCAUGACCAAUCGUCUGCCCUGUCCACUAGAUAUGCUGACAGUGUUGGGGUCAUACAUUGUCCAGUCGGAGUUUGGAGAUUAUGACCCUGAUGUGCAUGGGCCGGGGUACCUCAGUACUAUUGCCCUUGCACCCAAUCAGACACCAGAGCUGGAGGAGAGUGUGACUGAGCUGCAUCGCACAUACAAUUCGAUGACUCCUGCUCAGGCUGAUGAGAAUUUUCUGCAGAAUGCCAUGAUGCUCCCCUUCUACGGAGUGGACCAGCAUCCUGCUAAGGACGUCAAUGGAGCAGAUGUGAUGCUGGGUGUGUCCGCUGAUGGAAUUGUGGUGUAUGAGGGCAAGACACAGACACAGAGUUUCCCGUGGCCCAGAGUGCUGAAGAUUUCUUACAUCCGCAACAAAUUCCAACUCAGGAUCCGCCACACACAGGACGCUACUGAAAGUACCUUCAACUACAUCCUGUCCAGCUACCGAGCUUCUAAACGCCUGUGGAAGGUUGCUGUGGAGAACCAUGCUUUCUUCAGAAACCACCGGCAAGACAAGUAUGAGGGACUUGUGCAACUAGGCUCCAGGUUCCGUUUCCGUAGGAACACUCAUACCGAAACUCUAGAGACCAGCUCCAACAUCAAGCGGCCAGGUCCACCCAUCGCACACUGUGCCAUCAAGAAAAAAGCAAAGGAAAGCAUGCUUCAGGGUUUGAGGAGUCCAACCCGAAUGGAAGUUGAUGAUUGGUUCCACGUGUUCAAAUUUGACCGCUCAAGACCCACUUCUGUCCCAGAUACCACCUAUACUUACCAAGAGAAUCUGGUAUCCACAGAAGUAGAUAGGAAGACUCGCAGACACAGACAUAGGGACAUAAAGACAGGGACCCUUGAGGAAGAGGAGGAGGAUGAGGUGCCAGAGGAAGAACAAGAGUGGUUUCAGCUGCUUGGUUCACGUUCAUUUCCCAAACAAGUCUCCCUGACUUCAGAUACUGAAAAAUUAGAAAGGGCACUGCCCAAGUAUUGGAAGCACAAUUCUGAAGACUGGAUGGACCUCCUCUACCCCAAAAUAUCUGAAACCUCACUUUGGGAACAGGAGGCAGCACCAUUGUUUCCUCAAGCUGGAGAGCAGGAAGAGGAAUAUGAAAAGCAACAAUGGGAGGAGAGAACUUCAGAGGAGAGCAUUAAGAUUGUCAAAAUAAGAAAAGAUGUUCAGUUUGUGAAUGAAGGACGUGAAGGAUUGCAGACAUUUAUAGAAGAAAAGCUAGUGGAAGAGGGUGAUGGAGACAGAUUGCAGAAAGUUGUAAUUACCAAACAGAGAACACAGGAUGAAGACAUGUUUGAGGAGCAUACUGAAGGGGAUUUUGUUGAAAAAAUGAUAAGGAGGGUGAAAAUAGUAGAGGAAAUACAGGAAGUUGUGAUAGAAGAAGGUCAGAAGUCUUCUAAGGAAAACAUUAAGGGAUUAGAGAAAAGACUGCUAGAAGUGGAGAGUAUUGAACAAAGACUGCAAGAUGUGGAAGACCUGAAAGUCAGAUUACAGGAAGUAGAAAUGUUGGAGCAGAAACUGCAGGAACAGGAGGAGCAACUACGAGAUGAAUAUGACGUCUGGUACAUUCUGUUGGAUCGCAGGAGUUUAGUCUCCGCUGCAGAUCUCAUUGAGAUGGCAAAGCGGAAAGAGACAAUUAAACUGCUGGAAGAGGAGCCACUGCAAAAGGUCUCGCCAAUUCAUGUCAGAGAUGUCUGGCAUAUUCUACUGGAACUGCUUCCACGAUCACAGUGGGCCACACAUCUUCCACGGGCUCCUUCAGUGGAGGAAAUCGUCAAGGCACCUGUAGCAGCAGAGGAGAGAAGAUGGGAGGAGGAGAUGAGACUGCAAGAGGAGAAGAGGCGAUCAAGUCAGAUGAGGAUAACCACACAAUAUUCCUUCCCAGAAGGGAGAGAAGAGCAGCCAGAGACAGACGAGAGGGAUGACUGGUUUUACCUGCUGGAUGCUUCUCCUAAAGAAUCAAUGUUUGGCAGAACCUUGGAAGUUUAUGAAGAGACCACAAAAGAGAAAGUGAGACUAGUUGAAGAGCAAAGGAGCUUCAUAAAGAUAGAAAUGCCUUUUGAAAUGGUGUCGAGGCUUCCAGACGAGCUGCAAGAAAGUGACCGCUGGUUUCUGCUUUUUGACCAAAUACCUUUCGAGAAGAGAAGUAUUCCUUCAGGUAAAGAUAUACAUCAGAAUACUCUCUUCUCCACAGAUAGGAGAAUGAAAAUAGAAGAAGUGUGGAGAGUAAAAGAGGAAGAGAAGAAAAGACAGCAAGAACAGAAAAUGUUGCUGGAUGAAACUGUGCCUCCAAGAGAGGUGAAGGCCAUGCUGCCAGAGCAUUCUGCUGAAGAAUUAGAGGUGUCAGAGUCAUGGUUUGCAGAGGAGAGGAGAUUAAAAGAGCUGCAAGAGAAAAGGAUCCGAGAGGAGGAAAGGAGAAAAUGCGAGGCAGAGGAAAAGAGAAAACGCGAGGCAGAGGAGAAAAGAGUUCGUAUAACCAUGCAGAGAGAAGUGCCUGAGAUAGAGGAGGGCGAAGACUGGUUUAUCCUGUUUCAGACUCCUUUUAUAAUGAAAGUGGCCGAGAAAGCCGACGAGGAGCAGCUCAGGAAACUGGAGGAGUGGAAGAAACGGGUAAAGGUCGAGAACAGGAGAAAAGGAGCAGUCAUACAAGAGAAAAGAGCAGCUUCCAGGGAUAUAAUGGAUGACUGGUUUAUACUUCUGGACACUUCUCUUAAAGACCUAGAUCUCAGGCCUCCUCCCUCCCUCCCUUCUCCAGUCAUUUCCCCAGUUGUUGUGCCCAAGUCCCGCCCAGUGCCCAAGCCACUUUUAGAGCCCAAGAUCCGCCCAGAGCCUAAGCCCCGCCCAGAGCCUAGGCCCCGCCCAGUGCUUCCAGCUGACCAACCACUGACCUCCACUCCCACUGCACAACCUGUCCCCAUUCCCAGACCCACCUAUCUGGACAAGUCACUAAACAGACUGGACAUCACGCAAGAAUCAGAGGAUGAAUCAGUAUCAGUCCUUAUCAGAAAGAGAAUGAUGAAGAGAAUGGAGGGUGAAAGCAUUUAUGUCCGUCACAGCCUGCUAAUGUUGGAGGACUUAGAUGUGACUCAGGAAGUGGUACUGAAGCAUCAUGCUAGUGUCAGGGAGUUGAAGCGGAUCUUUAUGGAGGACGUGCCUGUGUCUGGCCCCACCGAGUGGGACAAACGCCUCUCCACACACAGCACUGGCCACAUCCCCCAGGUAACCGAUGGCCAGUACAUCAUCACCAUGGACACGGUGGGAACGGAAUCAAUCAUUAUCAGAAAGGUGGAAGAAGACGAAAUAUCAGCCAUGUGAUGUAGCUUCAAAACCAUCCAACCGUCUACUUAUUAAGCUAGCACUCAAAACUCUUUUUCUACUGAAACAUUGGCACAGAUGCUUUGCAAUUAUCAGUUUAAUUAUUAGUGUUUUUGCUUCAGUUACUCUGCAUUUUUAAGAAUUUUUGAGAAUUGUACUUUGUAUUUAAAUAGCAGUCUAUAUAUUGUUUGUGGUAUAAUACUUGACAUGCUUUGAUUUCUAUAGCCUGUGUGAGAAGCUUCAUAGUGAGUAAAUAAUGUGGGUUUGUAGCAGAAUAGAUGCAAGUUGCUGAAGCUGUAUUCCUGUCAGUAUUCAGAGACCCGUACUCCUUUGUGUUGAAAACGUCAUGUGUUUAUUCAAUUCAAAUGUUUGAACUGAAUCAUUCACACAUUCCACACAAUGAAAUAUAUUACUUAUAUAUUACAUAUGUAUGUACACUCACUGGCCACUUUAUUAGGUGCACCUAUCUAGAGCUUUAGCUGGGUCUGAAAUUUUGAUCUAAAUGCAAAUACAGCACCAAGAAUUAUCUGGCUGAGCCUGAACCGAUGAACAUCACAUUUUGAGUCCGAACUUGACCCAAGCCUGACAAACUUCUCUUGGAACCAGAGCGGACUCAACGUGUCCCAAAUAUUCUCAUCACCCAAAAUGCUGGAUAAAGCAUGACAGGAUAGCACUGGUGUUGACACGUUAGUGUGUAUUGUGUUGAAAUCAGUGGAUCCGACACAGCAGUGUUGCUGGAGUUUUUGAACACUUUGUCCACUUACUGUCUGCUCUUUUAGACCCUUACCUUCUUGGUCCACCUUGUAGAUGUAAAGUUAAGAGAUAGAGUGCAUCUGUUGCUGCACAGUUUGUGUUGGUCAACCUCUAGGCCUUCAUCAGUGGUCAUUUUCUGGCCACAUGACCCUAUUGACUGGAUAUUUGUGGUAAGCUGACUAUUCACAGCCCAGCAGUGACACUGGUUUGCAAUAAAGGAAACUUCAGCAGCAUUGAUGCCACUACCAUGUCCACAUCACUGUAGCAUUAAGAAUGAUCUACUACCCAAAUAAUACCUACUCUGUGGUGGUCUUGUGGGGGUCCUGACAUUUGAAUAUGGUAAAAUGGGUUCAAACUAUGCAGAAAAACAGAUGGACUGCAAUCUAUAAUUAUAGAACUACAAACCUAUUUGAUAAGUGGAGCUGAUGAAAUAGUGAGUGCAGAUAAAAGCUGGGUGUACCUCUUAAAGUGGUCAAUGACUAUAGCUAUACAAUUAUAUUAAAUGUCUCACAGCAUUAACAGUAAUUAGCAAUAAUUGUGUUAAUGUCACCUUUUUUAGACUUAUAUAGCCAAUAUUUUUCAUGUACAUAUUUACUGAGACUGAUGCCAAUAUAUAGAUAUUUAUAAAAUGGAAAAAAUGGAACUAGAUCAAUCUGGAUUAGCAUCACAGAGAAAUAAAACAUUUAUUUCUGUAGAGUAUAAACAGGGCUCGAUUUGAGGAGGGAUGUGAGAGGAUGCCACCCCCUCUGUCAAAGAAAUGUAAAAAGACCACACUCCCUCCUUUAGACUAAUAUGAUGUAAGGUCUUUAUUAUCGGUAAUUUUCACUCCACACGUAUGUAUGAUUUACACACAAUGGGAGAUCCUAAGUAAUAAUCAGGCAGAACACAUGCACACUUACAGAAGGGUUGGUUAUUCAGAAUAAAAUGCUUUUUCUUUUGUUUAGUGCAACGUGUGCACCAGUUGUCAGGGUUGCCAGGUUCACAGUGUUCCUGUCAAAUUGGACUAGUGUGAAAAUGUACCUGUGGGACAAAAAAGAUAAAAGUUUCAGCUUCUGGUGGGCAGCUUUUUAACCAACUUAACACUGGAGAUUUUUUGCUAGACCUGGCAAACCUAUCCCAUUAUAUAGCGAAUGCUACAAAAUACAGCAAGAGCAAAAAAAAAGUAAAACUUGUUAACCAGCAUUAGGAGGUGUUGUCAAUAAAACUGAACUCAGUCUUAGUUUAGGGAUUAAGCUGAAGACUGAUAUUCUAAAUGCUAUUCUUAAUUGCUUUGGAGAUUUUUGUUACUGCUUGAAGAACAUCAAGAGGCGCCAAUAAAUUACCAUUCAAGAGUGGAA
Pygocentrus nattereri (red-bellied piranha) is the source of this 5900-nucleotide messenger RNA. RefSeq names its product erythrocyte membrane protein band 4.1b (gene epb41b). The record is from RefSeq and is a predicted model, not a curated record. Lineage: Eukaryota; Metazoa; Chordata; Actinopteri; Characiformes; Serrasalmidae. The coding region runs from base 157 to 3810 and encodes 1217 amino acids. Gene Ontology annotation, biological process: cortical actin cytoskeleton organization. Gene Ontology annotation, cellular component: plasma membrane; cytoskeleton. Gene Ontology annotation, molecular function: cytoskeletal protein binding. The transcript has 26 exons.